This is a messenger RNA of Blepharisma stoltei, 3919 nucleotides long. Lineage: Eukaryota; Ciliophora; Heterotrichea; Heterotrichida; Blepharismidae. The record is from the annotation of a GenBank genome assembly.
AUGAAAAAAGAUCAAAAUAUAAUUGUAACUGAUGAGGCUAAAUUGCUAGAAGACCCUCAGCCCCAGAAUAACACUUAUGCUACAGCAAUCAAUCGUUCACCAGACUCGCUUGGAAUAAAUUUAUUACUGUCUUCAAAUAUUUUAUCCCCAAGUGUAGUUCAAAAGCUCAUAAAUCAUCAAGAAAGCAGAGCAAGUCUGCAGCUACUUAAAUACAUAGAUGAAGGAAAUGAGCGUGAAGUGAAAGAAUUAGCUUUAAAUUCCCAAUUCAAGUUAAAAAAUGAAGAAUUCAUAAAUUCAGGAAAGGCAAUUAUCGCAGCCUUGCAGAGAAAUCAAGUAAGACUUGCUGAGUAUUUAUUAGAGAAUGGGUAUAUUUUACCUAUUUCAGGAGUUAUAGAAGCGAUUGAUAGCUUUCCCGAUGAAAUUGUGAGCAGUGCUAUAAAAUAUAGCCAAAAUCAAAAAAAUAUAGAGCUCAUAGCGUGAUACUUACUAUAUAAAGGCUGUCAUCAAUCAGCACAAGAAUUAAACCAAAAAUACCCAGAAUUAUCAGAAUAUUUUCAAAGUGACUUACUCUCUCUCCCUCUGUGAGCGAACAAAGCCAUUAGAAAAACCCCUAUAUUUGCCCGUGAGCAAGCAAAGAUUUUUAUGAAAAAAUUUUUGAUAUAUAAGUGAUAAUUAUUAUAACGAAAUCUCUAGCUAAUUCUAAUUAAUUUUAAACAGCUUGCAUUAUAAACAUAAUUUUUUACAAAUUAAAUAAUAUUGCUUUCCGAUUUUUUGCGAAUUGGUAAUUUGUUUUAAAUUUCGAAAAGAAAAUUUUUACUAUUAAAAUUUAUAUAUCCCUUUAUAAGCGAACAAAAUUUUUUUGCUGGCUCAAUGAGUGGGGGAGUUAAGAAUCCUUGAAAAUAGAAGGCAAGUCUACACGAACAGAAAAUUAGUAACUGACUCUAUGCUUCAGGCUCUUCAAAAUGGGUUCGAUAAUCUAGCAUCAUUACUUUUAACAGUAAAUCCUACUUCAAUCAGCCCAAGUAUGAUCAAAAUUGCAGUCGACAACUGCUGCAUCAAUUUUUUAAAACGAGUUUGGACCGGAAAUAUAAGAAAGCCUACAGAUUUGAUCAAAAAAGUUGCCAAAAGUUCCAAAAUCUGAAACGCUUUGAAAGAGCAGGUAAAUGAUGACCAAGACCUAAAAGAUUUAAUGAACUCCAUGGCAAUUCCUUACCUCAUUGAAAAAUGAAUAGAAUUAGAAAAAAUUUCUGCAGUCAGAGCUUUAUUAAAAUGACCGAAAAUCAAUGAAGAAGAAGGCGUCAUCAGAAAACUUGUCCAGUGCCACCAAGAAGAUUUAGCGAGAGAAAUCCCAAAAAUUGCUAAAAUCGAUUUAACUGAAGAAGACUUUCGUGAGGCUUUUGAUGCUGGACUCUACAAUUUGUGUGUGGAUUUAUUAGAAAUUGACGAAGCUGAGCAUACCCUCUUUGACCCUGAUGUCCAGAAAAAAUUAGUAGAACUUCUAGAUCAGGGUAAAACUUGUCUACAGGCAAUUGAAAUGCUAAACAGGAUUAAUUUGAAAUAUUGGUCUGACGACUUGACACAAGAUAUGUGUAGUAAUUUAGAAGCUUUUGCCAAAAAAAGAGAUGAAAUUGUAGUGUGCUGGAAUCCUAUUUUGUUUUGUGCCCUCACAGCUGAAUUUCUUACUAAUUUGUCAGAGACUUCUCUGAAAGAUUCAAGUACCUGUUUGGAGACUGCUGACAUUUUUAAAGAUUUAGGAUUGUGCUUGGAAAAAGCUAUAAAGGAAGAAAGAAUUUUGAGGUAUUAUUUAACAAAAGUGGACUCACAAGGGAGAAAUGCUUUAACAAUUAUGGCUCAAAACCAAUUUUAUAGCAUGCUAGAUUGUGGAGAAAUCGGAACAAUUGUAACGAAAAUGUGGAUAGGCCCUACUAGAGAUUAUGGAAUAUUGGGCGCGUCAACGAUUUACACCUCAUUUAAUGCAGCUUACGGUGAAGAAAAAGGUAUGUCAUUUGCUUACCCGAUGAAAAAUGAUUUACCUUAUACAUUUCAUUAUGAUCAAUGAUUGGAUUCUUGCAAACUGAGAUUUUAUGGUCAAGCCGUAUCUGCAAUAACUUUACUUAUUAUUUAUCAGAUGACAAUUUAUACUGCUAUAGCAGACAAUGCAUUCUUGGAUAUCACUAAUAGCCAAUCAUGUCUCCCUUACUUAAGAACUGCUCAAGUUUGGAUUGGAUCAAUUAUUCUUGAAGAUAUACUAUAUUAUAUAUAUCAAGUUAAAGCAGGAAGAAUUUAUCAGUUUACAAAUUGAAAUGUUUUAAAUAUCAUGAUGUUUUGUCUUAUGCUUUUCAAUUGCUGAGGAUUUGGGAAAAGAUACAUGGGACCUGGGAAAUAUUUUUCCGAUGAAGAUCCUUAUACUUUUAACGCCCUCAUGCACUCAUUAAUGCUUAUUUUUAUGUGAAUCAGGCUACUUUCAAUUUUGUUAGCAUCUAAAACAUUCGGACCAUUUUUAAAGAUGAUUUGGAAAUUGUUAAUAAAAAUGAUUGAUUUUUAUAUUAUUUAUGCAUUUUUAAUUGUAGGCUCAGCUGCAGUUUUUACAUCAAUUUUCGGAAACUCAAAUAGCUAUUUUCCUACAUUUUCUGAAUCAGUUAGGUUUUUAUAUUCAGGAGCACUUAUGUAUACAGAUUUCUCAGGUUUUACAGAAUACAUUGCAUUAGGUAGCGUCAUGUAUGGAGCUUAUAUGAUUGCAGCAGCUAUAUUGUUCCUUAACUUAAUGAUCUCGAAGCUCUUUUUGGCUUAUUCGCAAAUUAUUGAAGAAGUAGAAAGUGAGCAUCGAGCUGCAAUCACGAAUCACUAUAAUAGAUUUUCUUGGGAUAGCCGAUAUGGAGCGCUUAUAUUUUUGCCUACUCCUUUAAACUAUAUCACACUGGCUGUUUGUCCUUUGGUAUUAUUCACAGCCAAUCCAACCAAAUGGAAUACCAGAAUUUGCAAAGUUUUCUAUAUAGUUUAUGCUAUUCCGCAGUUCGUUUUAUUUGCAUUAGGCUCUCUUAUAUUUGCUAUUUUUAUGUAUGGGAAAGGACUAAUAAUUUAUGGAAAAACUGGCUAUGUAUCGAAAUUUGAUAAUAAACUCCAAAUAUUUUCCAUGAAUUUCGAUGAUACCAUAAUGGCUAAUAAAUCAAUAAGAGAUGAAAAAGUCCAAGUAAAAUUCAGCUAUUGAAAAUCUUUCAAAUGGAUAUUUAUAGGAGCUCCUUGGCUAAUUUGGGCUUUAUUGAGAGACUGUGUCCAUUAUUGGAUGAUAAUUUAUGACAGAAAAAAAGUCUUAUUAGUCGAUGAUAAUGAAUUUACAAAAAUUCAAGAAAUGGUUGACAGCAUUUUUUUAGCAAAAACUCAAAAAAUAUUGAGAGGGAUUGUCGAAGAAAAAAUCAGCAUUAAUCAGUUCUUAGAAAUUUAUGCGGCAUAUAUGAAGAUUGAUUUAAAAAAUAAUGAAGAAAAAAGAGAGCUAUUAUAUGAAUAUUUUAUGCAAUAUGCAGAUUCGACUAAAAUAGCUAAUAUCAAUAUUUCAAGAAUGAAGAAAAUUCUGCCGAGAAGAUCUGGGAAAUAUUUCACUCAAUCUUAUUUAGAGCAUGCUCAAAAUAUUAAUGUUCCAUGGCUUAUGAAAGGGUUAAAACAAUAUCAAAGGCAAAUUGGAUCAAUAAACAUAGGCGGCUUGACCCUUCCAAAACUUCCUUCAGCAGCUAAAAGUGGCAUAGAUCCGAGAAGAAUAGAUAUUUUGGAGCGUCAAAUAAGAGAGCUUGAGCACAAAUACAACGCUAUGCUAGAUAUUGGAAGAAAAAUGAGAAAUGAAAUGGAAAUGCAAGUGAAAUAUUGCUAUACAAGAGAUGUCAGAAGCAGAGCUGCGAGCAGAUCUAAUCAAACGUUGAUUUCAUAA